This is a messenger RNA of Drosophila subpulchrella, 1549 nucleotides long. RefSeq lists its product as uncharacterized. The record is from RefSeq and is a predicted model, not a curated record. The coding region runs from base 137 to 715 and encodes 192 amino acids. The transcript is spliced from 3 exons. NCBI's taxonomy places the organism in Eukaryota, Metazoa, Arthropoda, Insecta, Diptera, Drosophilidae.
AUCCUGGAAAGGAUUCCUUCUAUACUUCUAUAUAACAGUCAAGGCGUUCAACUUCCGGGCAUCCAGGCAGAACCGGUCUUUCCCUGGCUUCGACACCACUGUUGUGCGAUUGCUCCACGGGCUUUUGCUCUCCUCAAUGACACCCAGCUCCAACAUCUUGUCGAUUUCAUCUUCGACCCCCUUCUGCUUCGCCGGAGACAUCGGAUACGGACGAUCCUUAAAGACCCGAGCUCCUUCCAUCAGCUCAAUGGAAUGCCUCUCCAUGCUGGUGACUCCGAGGCCCUCCCUUUCAAGAUGCUCCAUCUGGCUGGCAUGGAUUUCCUCCGCUGCCUUGACGCUUCUCGUCACCGGCUUCCCCACGACGGCUGGAGCUAGUCCGAAGGCUCGCCAGAAGUCGACUCCGAAGCAGCUCCAAGCGUCCGAUGAUGGAUCGAUCCUCGCAAGAAGCCGUCCGGACUACCGAAAAAUACGGUUGGACGGUAACUCCCAGCGUUUCCACGAGCUCUCUUUGCCCAGCACACUUACGCUGGCGCCUGUGUCCAACAAGCCGGUGAGCUGCUUGCCCAAGGCUUCCACGUCGGCGAAGGGUCUAGGAUCGGCGGAAUCUAUGCGUUUAACGGCUGCCACCACCUCUCGUCGUCUUGAUCUCCUCACCCUGAAGCGCUCCCUCGCCUUCUGGACUCUCCGUGAGACAAGACGCAUGCCGCUCAGCUGAUGUUCCGCAAAGAUCCGGUUCCGUGCCUCCAUAUAACGGCGAAGCCUCUCAUCCUCCAGUAGGUAUCUUAACAAAUACUUAUGACUAUUAGAUGGACUAUGUAUAUUCUUGUUUUCGUCUUCUUUCUUCGGAACUACUUCGCGGGACUCCAACCUGGGCGAGUCCCCUCCCGCUUUCGGACUGCCCAGCCGACCGUUUUCUGCGCAAUCGGGACAUUUCGGAGAAAUCACGCCCGGCUUGCCGCACCGAAAACAAAACCUCCUCCACUCCGUAGACUCGCAAUCCUGGAAUCCGUGCUCCGCAGGCCCGCAAUUCCAGCAACCUGGCCUGAAUGGAUUUCGGACUCGCCCACGUAGCUCGUCCACUUCCAGGUUUCGCUGCUCGUCGAUUUCGUCCUGUACGUGCGCCUCGCUGACCCGUAACUUGCUCUGCUGCAAGUAAGCAGCACGCCCUCGACGACCGAAACUCCUCUCUACUUCGAUGCCGUCCCUCAAGCCCUUUUUCACCACCUUCACCAACUGCCGCUCUUGCAUUGGUUUUUUAGGCGUGAGGCGAGAUGCUACAUCGAACGGAUGUAGUCAUCCGCGCUCUCUCCCGGCUGUUUCUUACGUUGUAGAAGCUCAUGCAUCCUUUCUUGUUCCGUCUGGUGACCACGGCACCGAUCCAUCAGAGCCCUGCGCAGCUGGGCCCAUGAGUCCACUCUGGACUGGCGUACGUGUACCAAGUACCACCAUUUCGCUCUUCCCGAUAGGAGUACGUGGAAGUUGCGCAGGACUUCACUCCACGGCACUGAUGCUGCCGCUGCAGGAACUCUAGACUGAACACGAAAUCGUC